AUGAACAAAUAUUUGCGUCUUUUACUUCUGGUCGCCGGCUUAGCUGCUAUUUCUUUUGCUCUGCCGUCGACUGUUUUAAAAUUCAGACCCCAACAAAAACAAGAUGAUAUCGUGAAAAUUUUGACAAAACAAUCAGGACACCUUGCCGGGACCCUCAAUCAGCCCAUCCAAUAUUUCAGGAAAUUGAGUAUUGUUCCCAACCCACGUCUCAUGAAAUUUGAAUGGUCAGAUUGUGGUAAUUCAUCUUCAAAAAUCAUUUUCAACAACAUCAGUGUGACUCCAGAUCCUAUAGUUUUGCCAGGCACUAUUUUGGUUUCGGUGAAUACUACAAUCAAUGAGGAUAUUACUGACAACCUUUCGGCUCAAGUUGUACUGAAGAGGAAAAUUGGUGCAUUUGACAUUAAUAUUCCUUGUAUAGAUAAUAUUGGAUCAUGUCAUUAUGAAAAUAUUUGCUCUCUUCUAAAUAAAGUACCAAAAUGUCCUGAGAUACUGAUUAAACGUAAUAUUCCAUGUCAUUGCCCCUUCAAACAGGGAAACUAUAUUUUGCCAUCUACUGGAUUCUUUAUUAAUGAUGACCCUGUGCCAGAAGGAGAUUAUACACUGAAAAUAGUUUUAAGUUACAAACAAAAGUUUAUUGGCUGCUUCAAGCUUGCUGCCAGUUUUUCAACAUAG
Acanthosepion pharaonis is the source of this 672-nucleotide messenger RNA. NCBI's taxonomy places the organism in Eukaryota, Metazoa, Mollusca, Cephalopoda, Sepiida, Sepiidae. The record is from the annotation of a GenBank genome assembly.